UGCCUGUCUUUUGUGACUCAACCCUCCACAAAAUUCAACUUCCUUGUGACAAAACUUCAAAUCGCGCAACAAGUCUGCUAGAUCUCUGGUAUUCCUGCUGCCACCAUGAGCAUUGAUUUCCCGAAGGAGGAGGAGAACGUCCUUCGGCGGUGGAAAGAGAUCAAAGCUUUCGAGAGACAAGUUAAGCUGUCUGCAUCAAGACCGCUUUACACUUUCUACGAUGGGCCACCAUUUGCUACCGGUCUACCACAUUAUGGCCACCUUCUCGCAUCCACGAUCAAGGAUAUCAUCCCGCGAUACUGGUCGAUGAAAGGUUUCCAUGUUGAGAGGAGAUUCGGCUGGGAUACGCAUGGUCUACCAAUUGAACACGAAAUUGACAAGAAGCUUGGAAUCUCGGGCAAAGACGCUGUAAUGAAGCUGGGGCUUGCGAAGUACAACGAGGAGUGUCGAGCUAUUGUCAUGCGUUUUUCUGCGGAGUGGAGAGAGACUAUUGACAGGCUAGGUCGAUGGAUUGACUUUGACAAUGACUACAAGACCAUGGACCCGAAUUUUAUGGAGUCGGAGUGGUGGGUGUUCAAGCGCAUAUUCGACAAAGGUGCUGUUUAUCAAGGAUAUCGUGUGAUGCCAUACUCGACAGCGCUUACCACGGCGCUCAGCAAUUUUGAGGCAAACCAAAACUAUCAAGAUAUCACGGAUCCCGCCGUUGUGGUGUCAUUUCCCUUGCUCGAAGACCCAUCAACAUCUCUCUUGGCUUGGACUACGACCCCAUGGACUCUUCCAUCUCACACCGGAUUGGCUGCGCAUCCCAACUUCGAAUACAUCAAGAUACACGAUGAGGCCUCUGGAAAAAACUAUAUUCUACUGGAAAAGCUGCUUGGAACACUGUAUAAGGAUCCCAAGAAAGCCAAAUUCAAGAUUCUCGAGAAGAUCAAGGGCAGUGAGAUGCUUGAUUGGAAGUACGAACCACUAUUCGAUUACUUCUACGAAGAAUUCAAAGACUACGGAUUCAAGGUCCUCAACGCCACUUACGUGACUGAUGAUAGUGGUGUUGGUAUCGUUCAUCAAGCACCAGCCUUCGGAGAGGAAGAUUACAAUGUGGCUAUGGAGGCUGGAACCAUCAGCGAACAGCGCCCACCCCCAAAUCCGGUAGAUGAACGAGGGCAUUUCACGUCCAAAGUAAGAGAUUUCGCCGGCCAGCACGUCAAAGCCGCCGAUAAAGCUAUCAUUAAGUACCUGAAGGGCACAGGCAGACUUGUUGUGGACUCGCAGAUUAGGCACAGCUAUCCAAUGUGCUACCGAUCAGACACUCCUCUCAUUUACCGAGCCGUCCCAUCCUGGUUCAUCAGAAUCCCAGAAAUUGUCCCGCAAAUGCUGAAGAAUAUUGAAGGUUCACAUUGGGUCCCUUCAUUCGUGAAGGAGAAGCGCUUUGCAAGCUGGAUCGCGAACGCACGUGACUGGAAUGUGUCAAGAAAUCGCUAUUGGGGCACUCCCAUUCCACUUUGGGUCAGUGAUGAUCUGGAAGAGAAAGUUUGUAUCGGCAGUAUCGCAGAGCUGAAGGAAUUGAGUGGUUAUAAAGGCGAUAUUACGGAUCUCCAUCGAGACAAAAUCGACCACAUCACCAUUCCUAGUAAGAUGGGCAAGGGCCAACUGAAGCGUGUUGAGGAAGUCUUCGAUUGCUGGUUUGAGUCUGGAAGUAUGCCAUACGCAAGCCAACACUAUCCAUUUGAGAACGAGGAGAAGUUUGCGAAGUCAUUCCCUGGAGAUUUCAUUGCUGAGGGCUUAGAUCAAACGAGAGGCUGGUUUUAUACACUGCUUGUCCUUGGCACACAUCUAUUCGGCGUCUCUCCCUUCAAGAACUGCGUUGUCAAUGGCAUAGUCUUGGCAGAGGAUGGUAAGAAGAUGUCAAAACGACUGAAAAACUACCCGGAUCCAAACAUCGUUAUGAGCAAAUAUGGCUCUGAUGCACUACGUUUGUACCUCAUCAACUCUCCUGUCGUACGCGCUGAGCCACUACGCUUCAAGGAGUCUGGUGUCAAAGAAGUUGUGGCUAAAGUCUUAUUGCCUCUAUGGAAUAGCUACAAAUUCUUCGAGGGACAAGUCACCUUGCUGAAAAAGAUCGAGAACGUUGAGUACUGCUUUGAUCCCGCUGCCGAAGCCACGAACACCAAUGUCAUGGAUCGCUGGAUCUUGGCAAGUUGUCAAAGCUUGCUUAAAUUUGUCAACGAAGAGAUGGCUGCGUAUCGUUUGUACACUGUAGUUCCCCGGCUCCUGGACCUCAUUGACAAUACUACAAAUUGGUACAUUCGAUUCAACAGAAAGCGCUUGAAGGGUGAGCUUGGUCUUGAGGAUACUCAGCAUGCUCUCAAUACGCUCUUUGAAGUUCUUUUCACUCUUGUGAAGGGAUUGGCACCAUUCACACCUUUCAUCACGGAUACGAUCUACCAGCGUUUGCUCCCACACAUCCCAAAGAACCUCCAAGGAGAAGAUCCCCGCAGCGUUCACUUCCUGGCGUUUCCAGAUGUCAGAGAAGAACUCUUCGAUGCCGAAAUUGAACGCCGGGUAGGUCGCAUGCAACGUGUCAUUGAACUGGCCCGAGUCUCGCGAGAACGCCGAACUGUCGGUCUCAAGACCCCUCUCAAGACUCUCGUCGUCAUUCAUCCCGAUCCUGUCUAUCUAGAAGAUGUCCGUUCUUUGGAAGGCUACAUCACAGAAGAGCUCAACGUGAGAGAUCUACUCUUGUCUUCGGACGAAGCGAAGUACAAUGUCCAAUACAGUGUCUCCGCAGACUGGCCAGUCCUGGGUAAGAAGCUGAAAAAGGACGUACAAAAAGUCAAGAAAGCAUUGCCCAGUCUGUCCAGUGAGCAGGUUCAUCAAUUCGUGUUGCAAAAAACGAUGGUCGUAGAUGGCAUUACACUGGAGGAAGGAGAUCUUGUUGUGAAGAGAGGUCUCAAAGAUGAUGAAUCUUCCAAGAAUCUGGAGACCAACACUGAUGAUGAUGUCCUCACUAUUUUGGAUGCUGAGAUCUACCCAGAACUCGCUGACGAAGGUUUGGCAAGAGAGAUCAUCAAUCGUGUGCAACGAUUACGGAAGAAGGCCGGACUUCAGCCAACGGAUGAUGUUAAGAUGGAGUACAAGGUGUUGUCUGAUCCGGACGACAUUGGACUUGCCAAGGCAUUUACUGGACAGGCACAGACUAUCGAAAAGGCUUUACGUCGCCCCAUUGAUCAUCAUGUCGUGACCGAGGUUGAUGGAGCGAUUCCAGACAAGCCACAGGAGGGAGUGAUUCUGGAGGAGGAACAGGAAGUCCAAAAAGCUGUGUUUUUGCUCAGAUUAUUGAAGCUAUAGACAUGUUCAUGAAUCAAGAAAAUUAUGAAGAACACUUUGUUAUGAUGAGCAUUGCAUGUAAUUUCUAAGACAAU
Molecule: messenger RNA, 3419 nt
Organism: Mollisia scopiformis
Lineage: Eukaryota; Fungi; Ascomycota; Leotiomycetes; Helotiales; Mollisiaceae
Exons: 4
Coding region: 106-3345 (1079 amino acids)
Biological process (GO): isoleucyl-tRNA aminoacylation
Molecular function (GO): tRNA binding; aminoacyl-tRNA deacylase activity; ATP binding
Source: RefSeq, a predicted model, not a curated record